Molecule: messenger RNA, 2242 nt
Organism: Austrofundulus limnaeus
Lineage: Eukaryota; Metazoa; Chordata; Actinopteri; Cyprinodontiformes; Rivulidae
Product: N-acyl-aromatic-L-amino acid amidohydrolase (carboxylate-forming) B
Cellular component (GO): cytosol
Molecular function (GO): aminoacylase activity; hydrolase activity, acting on ester bonds
Source: RefSeq, a predicted model, not a curated record
AUGGAGGUAGACGAGCCGGUGCUUUUGCCAAGGUUGGCCCGGGUCGCUGUGUGUGGUGGUACCCAUGGGAACGAGCUGUCUGGAGUGUACCUGGUUAGAGAGCUGCUGAAGGAAGCGCAGGAGAAAGAACGGGACGAUGAAGGGCCUCUGUCGGUGCAGACGUUGCUGUCCAACCCRCGGGCCACUCAGCAGUGUCGCAGAUACAUCGACGCCGAUCUGAACCGCUGCUUCUCCCUCGCCACCCUCAAUGGUCCUGUGUCAGAGGCAGCUCCCUACGAGAUCAUCCUGGCCCGAGAACUGAACGCCUCGCUGGGUCCAAAGGGCAGUCAGGAGGCAGUGGAUCUUGUUUGUGAUCUCCACAACACCACCGCAAACAUGGGCCUGUGUUUCAUUGCCUAUUCUGACAAAGACUGGAUCUGCCUUCACAUAUUUAAACACCUGCAGAGGCAGAUGCCAGAUAUUCCAAUGAGAUUUAUCCAUUUCAAUAUUUCUAAGAAAGAAUCAUAUUCUCUGGAUUCAGUAGGAAAACAUGGUUUUGCCUUGGAGAUUGGUCCCCAACCACAUGGUGUGGUGAGAUCAAAYGUCUACACUGCAAUGAAAGUAGGUGUGCGGCACAUACUGGACUGGAUCCACUACUUUAACUCAGGUUCUGUGUUUGAAGGAGGAUAUGUCGACGUGUUUACCAUGGUUAAAAACAUCGACUACCCAAGAGACAGCCAGACUCACAACAUCACAGCAGCCAUUCAUCCUCGCCUCCAGGAUCGAGACUUUUGCCUCCUCUGCCCCGAGGACCCCUUGUUCCAGACGUUCUCGGGGGAAGAACUGACAUAUAAAGGCAACGAACCCCUUUAUCCUUUCUUCAUCAAUGAAUGUGCUUACUACGAGAAGGGCAUCGCGCUCUCGCUGGCCAGGAAGAAGCGAGUGAUGAUUCCUCCAAUCCGGGCGCAGACGGAGGUGGAGAAGCAGGCGAGCGAGCAGAGCUUUGCAUCGGAAGAAGAGGAGUGAAGAUGUUCUGAACAUGAGACAAAUGCAAAAUCGGCACAUAUUUUAUUUAAACAAAAGCUUUUAUUGAAAUGAACGCAUGUUUGCAUACACUAUCAAAUGUACACAGCUCAGAAUAAAGAGCAACACUUUUUAACUCACUAAAUCACAUUGUAAUCCAUUCAGGGAUAAAAGAGCUUCUUGUGUUUGAUAUCUGAAUGUAAACCACGGCCACAAUCAUGUGCAAUAUUCUUCAAUAUCAACUGUUUUUAUAAGGGUGCUAAUUGAUGAACACCCAGCAUGUUUUACAAUAAUAACUCAUGUUCAAUCACUGACAUUUACAUCGUCAAAAAAAAUAAUUUCACCUCUUUCAAGUGGCAACAAUAUUCAAGAUAUGAUCAAAAAUACUUUAAGUGCAAAGCAAAACUGGAGGUUGUUUUAUCAUAUGGCCUUUUAUAAAGUACAUUCAUAAUGCCAAUAAGGGAAUGGAAAACCCAUUUUUCCCCAAUUAAAUCCUGAUGAACUGCCUUUUUUGUUUGAAAAUAAGAAACACGAUUAAACAUAAAUUAAAAAAAUAAAUAAAUUAAAAACAUAAAACACUGAGUAGGAAAUCAAUUCACAUUUUUGGGAUUGAGGUCAAAAUCAUACUGACAAAAGUAUGCAUAAAUAAAAAAAAACUAAGCUUUUUUUUUCAACAAAAUUACUGUAGUAAAACAUCACAAAGAAUACAAAUCUAAAACAAAACUAUAAACUGGGUAAACAACUACCACUCUGACCAUAACUGCAAAUAAAUACCAGUAAAAUAAAUAAAAGUCAAAUUCGUUUGCAAUAACAGUUAAUUUUCUUUGAUUUCUCCCUGAUGCCACAUCCUGUUUAAAGCAGCUGCAGUGAAUCGGUUCAAACAGAGCACCGCUGGUAAACUGAUCCAAUUUAGCUGCAAACACUCUCUGGGUGUGACGGUACAUCUGAACAAUCCCUCAUAAAUGCUCUGGUACAUGUGACUAAAGGCAAAGAAAAGUCAUUAUUCAGCACAGGAAUCCUCACGUACGAACUGACGGAUGUUGAGCAGUAACACAGCAGAAUGUGUGGGCUGAAAUGUUACGUUAAGAAACACUGUGUACUGUCUGACUGCAUGGGUCGCUACGCAUUUGCUGCACUUGCUUACUGCUGGGAAAACCAACUACAGGAAACAUAAACAAGGCAUAAGUGAUUUUGCAAUGAGCAAAAAGUAGCUUGAAAUACGGCAAAAAAAAAAAAAAAA